Symphalangus syndactylus (siamang) is the source of this 8985-nucleotide messenger RNA. RefSeq names its product suppressor of cytokine signaling 6 (gene SOCS6). Gene Ontology annotation, biological process: regulation of growth; protein ubiquitination; intracellular signal transduction. Gene Ontology annotation, molecular function: 1-phosphatidylinositol-3-kinase regulator activity. The record is from RefSeq and is a predicted model, not a curated record. Lineage: Eukaryota; Metazoa; Chordata; Mammalia; Primates; Hylobatidae. Gene Ontology annotation, cellular component: phosphatidylinositol 3-kinase complex.
UGAACUUGUGAAGUUUCAGAUAUCUGCAAGACAUCAAAGUGGCAGUGUCCUGAAGGGAGCUGAAUAUAACUAGUCUGUAAAUGAAGAGAGAGAAUUUGGGAGUGUAGGGCACAUCAAUGCUAUACAGUGUCAUGAGCAUGAGUGAAAUCACAGAUGGAGAAGAGGGGACCAAAGUCUUGAGUGUUGGGGCACUCCCGUUAAGACUCCAGAGGGAAACUAGCAAAGGAGUCAGACUGAGGGACCUUGAGAGUGUGGUGUGCUUAGCAAAGAGAUAAAGUUAUAUUAAAGGAAAAGGAGUGGUCAGUGGUCACACAGUGCCUCUAAGAUUAGGACCGAGAACUCCCGCUAGACAAGAGCUGCUCUGUGCGAUGAUUGGUAGAGAAGGCUUUGGUAUGGGUGUCAGAGAAGAUUGGAGAGGAAUCGUGGGCAUCAGUAGACACAAUUCUCCUAAGGCAUUUUGCCGCAAAGGGAAUCAGAGAGAUGGGGCUGCAGCUGGUGAGGAAGGUGGGGUCCCCACAAGUUUGUUUAUAUAUGAGAAAUAACAUUUUCAGGAAUGAUCCAGUGGAGUGGGGAAAUUGUUGGGAGAUUAAGUGUGCCAGCUGACGGUGGGGGCCCUUGAGCAAGAUAGCAGGAUGGAGUAGAUGGAAACAUGGUGCUGAGUGGGUAGAUGGGGGCCGAGUCCAAGGUCUUCUGAUGUUGUUCCUUUUCUCGGUGAAACAGGAAGUUGGGCCAUCUGCUGCGAUAUUAAAUGAGGGAGUGUUCCAGGGGUAAUGGGAGUGUUCCAGGGGUGGAGAAAAGAGAGGGAAGGUGUGAAAUGGUAGGCAGGGAAGGAGAAGAAUGGACCAGGGAAAAGUAGUUUGAUUUCCAGAUAGCAUUAAGGACCCACCUGCGGGUCAUGGCCUUGACUACAAAGUGAGACCCAUCAGACCAGUUCUCUUUUUCUCUAGCCUUAUUUAGCUCUAUGGGUGCAGGCAUGACAUAAGUGGAGUUGAAUUUACUAAUAUGGUUUUACCAAGAGAGUUUUUCAGGAGAGUAGAGGAAGGGAAUAGAAGUAUACACAAGGAAAUUAUUACAGUGUUGAAUUGUGGAAUAUCAGCUGAGUAAGGGAAGAGGGUCUUGAAAAGCUGGUAGGCUUAUCAUUCUUGUCAUUUAGACUUUGAAUAUUCAAGGCCAGUUCCUAACUGUAUAUAUAUACACACCAGUAUAAGAAAAAAUUUAAGUCAGAUUUGCAAGAAGUUAUUUUGAGCAGGUAAAGAGGAGGAGGCUGUCUAGGUUCUACCAAAGCCAAAGAAUAAUAGUAAAAACAAAAAGCUACAAAAAAACCCAAUAGUCUCAUCUUCUGAUUUAUUUUUUGUUUGGCAGUCAUGGUAUAACUGAAAGCCAAGAAAAGGCCCUGCAUUUUUAAUGGAUUUACUCAACCAUUUCCUUUAAAAAAGUAAGAACAAACAAGCCCACAGGUUUUAUUCUUAUAAAAACACUGCAUGUUCAUUAUAGAUUGUUUUGAAAAUAAUGUUUACAAAAAUUCUGCCAUCCAGUUAACAGUUCUGCUGUACUUUGUAGUCCAGUUUUCCUCCCUAUUCUAUGUAAUUGAACCACAUACGUAUAAUUUUGUUUCCUGUGUUUUUGCACUUAACAAACGAACAAUAUGAAUUUUCCCCUCAUGUUAUUUAUAACUCUGUAUAAAUAUCAAUUUCAGUGGUUCUCUAAAGUUCCAUUGUGUAAAUGUGCCAGGAUUUUGUUUACUCAUAACUGUUGGAAAUUAGGAUGUUUCCAAUUUUUUUUUUAAUUUAAAUUUACUUUUUGUCAUAAAUAAUGAUCCAGGGAAUAUUUUUAUGUUUUUUUCUUUAAGAUUUAUAAAAACAGCAUUAUUGGGUCAAGGAGUAUGGUUAUUUUUCAGUUGCAUAUUGCCAAAUUAAUUUUUAUGACUGUAUUAAGAUCCUUCAGCUGGGCGCAGUGGCUCACACCUGUAAUCCCAGCACUUUGGGAGGCUGAGGCAGGUGGAUCAUCUGAGGUCAGGAGCUUGACACCAGCCUGGCCAACAUGGUGAAACCCAUGUCUAUUAAAAAUACAAAAAUUAGAUGGGAGUGGUGGCAUGUGCUUGUAUUUCCAGCUACAGGAGGCUGAGGCAGGAGAAUCACUUGAACCUGUGAAGCACAGGUUGCUGUGAGCUGAGAUUGCACUAUUGCACUCCAGCCUGGGUGACAGACUGAGACUAUCAAAAAAAUAAUAAUAAUAAAUUUUUUAAAAAAGACACUUUCAGGCAAUCAAGACAACCAUUUAGAAAAAUCUUUGCUGACUUGACUUUUGGAAAAUCAUAGUGUUAAUAGUUUAAUUUGUAUAUCUCUGAUUCUUGUGAGGGUUAAUAUUUUUCCGUAAAUGUGUUGAGUGAAUUGGUUGUAUGUGUGGAAAAAUGUAAAUCCUUACCUACCUCACGCAUAAGUCAGUACUAGAUUAAUCAAGGACUUAAAUAUGAAAACCAAAACUUCUUUACAGCAAGUACAGGAGGACAUGUGAUCUCAAUGUCAGAUGAAUUUUUUAAGACAAUAGAAGGGGCAAAUAAUAAAGGUAAACUGAUAAAUUUGACUAAAAUAAAAUGGAGAAACUUCUGAUCCUCAGGUACUAGAAAAAGAAUAAAAAGUCAAGAUACAAGGUCAAUGCAACAGUAAAGAAAAAAGAGAAAAGACACAGGAUGAUCUGUAUGAACUGACAUAGAAUGAUUUCUAGGAGUCUGAAGUUUACCUGCUGUGUGUUAAAUUUUUUUGUUCUCUGUAUUUAGCCACACACUUUAAUCAUCACUUCCCCACAAAGUUUUUUUAAAGAAGUUUUAUAGUUUCAUGGCCGAGCGCAGUAUCUCACGCCUGUAAUCGCAGCACUUUGGGAUGCCGAGGCGGGCGGAUCUGAAGGUCAGGAGUUCGAGACCAGUCUGGCCAACAUAGUGAAACGCAAUCUCCACUAAGAAAAUACGAAAAUUUGCCGGGCAUGGUGGCAUGCACCUGUAAUCCCAGCUACUUGGGAGGCUGACGCAGGAGAAUUGUUUGAAGCCGGGAGGCAGAGGUUGCGGUGAGCUGAGAUUGUGCCACUGCACUCCAGCCUGAGCAACAGAGCAAGACUCUGUCUCAAAAAAAAAAAAAAAAAAAAAAGUUUUAUAGUUUUAGUUCAUACAUUUCGGUAUAUGAUCCAUUUUGACUUAAUUCUUACCUAUGGUGUGAAGUAAGGGUUUACAUUUUUGUUUUUAGUUAUUCAGUUGUCCCAGCACCAUUUGUCAAGAAGACUUUCCUCACUGACUCGUCUUGGGACUUUUCUUGAAAAUCAAUCGACUAUAAAUAAAAUGGCUCCAAAGGUUAAAUGAAGCAGGAAAAAUACAUAGAUGCAGCCUUGCAGCCUCUCCAGAUGUUUGGCGAUAAUAUUCCAGAUAGAAAUAUUGAUCCCUUGGAUUAGGUAACUAGUCAUAAUGAAGAAAAUUAGUCUUAAAACCUUACGGAAAUCUUUUAACUUGAAUAAAAGUAAAGAAGAAACUGAUUUCAUGGUAGUACAACAACCAUCGCUAGCCAGUGACUUUGGAAAAGAUGAUUCCUUAUUUGGUAGCUGCUACGGUAAAGAUAUGGCCAGCUGCGAUAUCAAUGGUGAAGAUGAAAAAGGCGGAAAAAACAGAUCAAAAAGCGAGAGCCUGAUGGGUACGCUAAAAAGGCGGCUUUCUGCAAAGCAGAAGUCGAAAGGCAAGGCGGGCACACCCUCUGGGAGCUCUGCCGAUGAGGACACCUUCUCCUCCUCCUCAGCACCCAUAGUCUUUAAAGACGUGAGAGCUCAGAGGCCGAUAAGGUCCACCUCACUCCGCAGCCAUCACUACAGUCCCACGCCGUGGCCUCUGCGGCCCACAAACUCCGAGGAGACCUGCAUCAAGAUGGAGGUGAGAGUCAAGGCCUUGGUUCACUCUUCCAGCCCGAGUCCAGCUCUGAAUGGCGUCCGGAAGGAUUUCCACGACCUCCAGUCUGAGACCGCGUGCCAAGAGCAAGCCAAUUCACUGAAGAGCUCGGCUUCUCAUAACGGGGACCUGCAUCUUCACCUGGAUGAACAUGUGCCUGUCGUUAUUGGACUUAUGCCUCAGGACUACAUUCAGUAUACUGUGCCUUUAGAUGAGGGGAUGUAUCCUUUGGAAGGAUCACGGAGCUAUUGUCUGGACAGCUCUUCUCCCAUGGAAGUCUCUGCGGUUCCUCCUCAAGUGGGAGGGCGCUCCUUCCUCGAAGAUGAGAGUCAGGUAGACCAGGACCUAGUUGUCGCCCCAGAGAUCUUUGUGGAUCAGUCCGUGAAUGGCUUGUUGAUUGGCACCACGGGAGUCAUGUUGCAGAGCCCGAGAGCGGGUCACGAUGAUGUCCCUCCACUCUCACCGUUGCUACCUCCAAUGCAGAAUAAUCAAAUCCAAAGGAACUUCAGUGGACUCACUGGCACAGAAGCCCACGUGGCUGAAAGUAUGCGCUGUCAUUUGAAUUUUGAUCCGAACUCUGCUCCUGGGGUUGCAAGAGUUUAUGACUCAGUGCAAAGUAGUGGUUCCAUGGUUGUGACGAGCCUUACAGAGGAGCUGAAAAAACUUGCAAAGCAAGGAUGGUACUGGGGACCAAUCACACGUUGGGAGGCAGAAGGGAAGCUAGCAAACGUGCCAGAUGGUUCUUUUCUUGUUCGGGACAGUUCUGACGACCGUUACCUUUUAAGCUUGAGCUUUCGCUCCCAUGGUAAAACACUUCACACUAGAAUUGAGCACUCAAAUGGUAGGUUUAGCUUUUAUGAACAGCCAGAUGUGGAAGGACAUACGUCCAUAGUUGAUCUAAUUGAGCAUUCAAUCAGGGACUCUGAAAAUGGAGCUUUUUGUUAUUCAAGGUCUCGGCUGCCUGGAUCUGCAACUUACCCCGUCAGACUGACCAACCCAGUGUCCCGGUUCAUGCAGGUGCGCUCCUUGCAGUACCUGUGUCGUUUUGUUAUACGUCAGUAUACCAGAAUAGACUUAAUUCAGAAACUGCCUUUGCCAAACAAAAUGAAGGAUUAUUUACAGGAGAAGCACUACUGAAAGAAUGAGAACCCUGCAUCUUGCACUUUGGGAAUAAGAACAAGAGAUUGAAAUACAGUUUACAAACUUUCAUUGCCAUCAAAAUCUUUUGCUGCCAUAACUAUUUCAGUUUUAUGUGUAAAAGAGUCAUCAGUUUGUUUAGGGGUGGGGAAGUGUCAGCAAGGUGUCUUGGGUUUAUUUCGGUUGUUUAAAAAGGGAAGUCUUGCGGUUUUAGAGGUGUGAAUUAUGUUUCAUCAAUGUGCAGAAUAAUCACAAUGUGAAUUAUCAGAUUCUCCUCAAUGCCCCUCCUGCCCAGUCCUUUGCUGCUAUCCACUGUGAUUUUUAUGCAUUAAAAGCACAUUUCAUUUGUAUUCAACCCUAAGUAAAGUUGAAUGAAACUCACAGAAUGGAAAUUGCUAUGUCUUUUCAAAUGGCCCAUUUUCAAAAGAUAGCGUUGAAUAAACAUACCUGUGUGGUAAAACACAGAAUUUACGUAUACACUGAAGAUGAGUUUUUAAUCUCUUACUUUAAAAAGAUUUAUUUAGAAUCGUGAAUUGACAUAAUCUUGGGUAAUGGAAUGGAGAUCUGCAACAUAUCUUUUAACAACACCUUUUUCUAAAUUAUUUCUAAGGUUGUGCUAAUUCUUUUGGUUGUGAAAAGUUGAAUUUUUCUGUUGCCUUCAUUUUCAUCUUCUAGUUUGUCUAUUUUAAUAAAUGGCCUUACAUUAAAAAAUUGUAAAGAAAUGUAUACCACCAAUUUAGAAAUUGUUGCCUUUUCUAUAAUUAAACUCGGGUACAAAUUGGCAUAACAUGAAAACCUAUGGAACUAGAAUUAUUAUUAAAGAAAUAUUAGAUGAUCAUAGCUUCCUGUGAUAGCAUUUUUUUGUGUGUUACCUAUACUUUUGGUAAAAUGUUUUAUCUGUGGUUUCUUUAGCUUAGUCAACAUUUUCUUGGGUGAACUUGAUUGUCAACUAAUUUUCAUAAAUGGACUGGAUUCUCUUGCGACAUUAAUGUUUAUAAAAAGUUUUAAAUUGAUUUGAAUAGAAAGAAAACAUUGUUUUAAAGUUGGAUUUAUAUUUUUCUUCUACGUAGUUACUAUAAAAGUGUGCUGGAUUUGACCAAUCCUUACCCCCACUAUAAAGAGAACCCUUGAUGACUUUAGUUUAAAAAUUGUGGAAAUUGUGGAGCAAUUUUUCUCACAACGUGAGAAAAAUUCUAAACCAUAUUAGAUAAUGUGGAAGUCAUACUGUCUAUCAUAUGUACUGCCAUUUAAAAAUAGAUUUUUAAAAUUUAGCUAAGUCUUAAGUAAUUUGCCGUUGCUAAUAAUUUUAUCUCCUUGAGUUGGUUGUUGGGGAGGGAUGUUAUAUUCAAUAAUUUUUAGUUAUUUUGAAAUGCAGCGUGUUUAUUCAUUUCACAGUUCUGCAAUGGAUGUAGUAUUUUGGGAUUGCCCUGUCCAGAAAAUUUUCAGCUACACACCUUUAAAGGAAAAUGCUUCUGUCUCAGAUGAAACAUGUAAUUUGGGAUGGUUCUUCCUUUGUCACUUAAAGGAAGAGAUAAUAGGAAAAGUCUCUUACCCACUUUAAACAUGAGGGUAAAGGUUUAGGUCAAACUUACUGGCUUUGUCAUUCAAGCAUAUCUGAAUCCUCACUUUUUUCUCUUUGUUUUUUAGGGUCAGAACUGAGAUAUUACCAAGAAAAGGCACAAUGCCAUAAUAUGGUGUUAUGGUAUUUUGACUUAAAGGGGAAAAGGUACUUAAUUUUGGUGGGAUGUUGAUUGUACCUUGUUACAAAGACUCUCAUUUUCUCAUAUGUUUUCUCCUAAUAAGAUGGAAUAUGGAGUAUACUGUAAUAAUAUAAUUUAAGUGUUCAUUAUAAACUAUUUGGAUUAAGAACUAUUACAGAGUUGUAAGCUUGUUAUCAAAUUAAUGCAAGACAUUUAAACUAUUUUUUUGCAAAACUAUUUAUUUUUAAAACAACUUAAAGUAUAUCUAGGGUGAGUUAAAAGUCCCUGUGCAUCUAUAUUAGAUGGCAGGUUUCGUCACAGAGUCACUGUGUAUUAAUAAUAAAUGUUGAAAUGGCUUCUCCGUGUCUCCAGAAGCAUUUACAUGUCCUCCUUGUGAGAUCAUGGUGCACAGAGGUCUUUGGACUGCCCUGAACCCGUCUGAUGUGGACAUAACCUAUUCCCUUCGUUUUCUCAUCAUGCCAUGUGUUUAAGAUCUACCUGCUUAGUGUCAAGAUUAUUCAGAUUUUCAUCUAAAUGUUUUUAAAGUUGUAUUUUGUGUUUUAGUGGAGGACAGUCUUGAUACUGUUCUAAUUCAGAAAGCCAAAUUUUGAUGCGCUUUUGUAUAUUCAUAAUAUAUACUUUAAUAUGCCCUAUUCUAAUCUAGUUUGAAAUUGUUAGAUUCUGAUAGUAUAAUGAUAAAGUCAAACUAUUUGCCAAAAAGUUAAAUUUACAAGCAGAAAGAUGUUUUGUGAUAUUUUCUACUUUUGUGUAGAAAGAUAACCAUUUGGGGUAGGCAGCACAACAGAAUGUGAAAGAUUGGCUUUAUAUGUUACUAACACAGUCCGGUUAAAAGUGGAAACAAGGAAAAGAGAGAGAGAAAACUCAUCAUUUAGUUUGCUCUAGACACAAUUUGGUUAAAUUUCAGGAUUCUAUUGGCAGUUAACAUAGAUGACAUGGACACAGCCUGUGAGUGCUUUUUAAAUACGUGCUUCUAAAAAUCUGAGCUCAAAGCAAGAAAAAGAAAACAGGAAAGCUGUAUCCAUUUGCCAUAAUAGAUGAAUCAGAAUUGUUUUCUAUUAAAUAUUUCAUCACGCAAUAUGAUGGAGGCCAGAAGCUAUUUUUAGGCUUACUAUAACACUAUUAUGCAUUUUUAUAAAUAAUAAGAAGGCUGUAGAAAGUACUUGAAAAAUGUCUAAUUCUUUCUCUUUCUGUCUAAGGAAAACUCUUUCUACUUGGUGCAAUAAUCUGAAAAUUUAGAAGGUCAAAAUAUGUCACAGGAAAUGAUCAUAGAACUAAAAAUAGUUUUUAAGGAAACCAGCUACAUGGGGCAACCAACCAUCUUGCUGUUGAAGAAAACAAAGUUCCAAAAGGCUAAAUCAUUGGCAUAAAGGAAACAAAACCCAAAGUUUACGCUGUAAUUUUUGAGCCAGUAUUACUGAAACAGGAUAAAAGUUACUAAAAUCUAACAUAGGUUAAUGCAAUGUCUCUGCUAGUGCUACAAGUCUAAAAUAUCUUUGUAACAAUGCUUUCAGAAAUGCCAGUUUUAAUUACUGAUUGUAUAUGAGAGAUACUGCUUUAUGAAUGAAUCGGAAUAAUACAUUUUCAUUUAAAUCUUAAUUGCUUUUCAUCAAAUGCGAAGUCUUAAUUUCAAAAUGAAAUCACACUACCAGCAAUAGACAGUUUUCUUGAAAACUCUAAUAAGGAACAAUAGCCAGUUCCAUAAAUAACUUUAAAAUUCUAAAAGUGUUGGUACACUAGCAAUCACAAAUGUGGUUUCUUUUAAUACUUUUUUAAUCCUGUAAAGAAGGUUUUUUAUAAACAGUCUUUUUAUUAAUCAGUCAUAACAUGGCAAAGUGUGUAGUUGCUGUUUCUGAAAAGUGAUCCAAACUCUACAUCCAGAGAUUAUGAAAAAUUCUUAUAGAAUUUUGUAAUAAGUAUAUACAUGUUGGGUUAAAGAAAUUUCAUAGUUGUUGGAGUGCCAUGAAAUUAAUACUUGCAAUUCAGAUUGCGGUAGUUUACACUUUUUCUGUAUGUUUCAAAUCAGGUGUGUACCAUUUGUACCGAGAACACCACAGAAUGAAUUAUCCAAAGUCCAUUGAUUUGAAUACGUGUUUUGGUUUGUAAACAAAUUAUAGUAAUUUCUUGCACAUUUUUGGAAAUUAAUUGUAUAAGAAUUUAUGUAUCUGCUUCUAGAUACAGUGUGUAAAUAAAAAAUUUCGUUCACAA